ACGAAGAAAAAAAGAAAAAAAAAGAAAAGGAAAACGAGGGUGGGCUAGGGUUUACCUUGCUGGAGCAGAGAGAGAAGGAGACGGUGAGAGAGAGAAGGAGACGUCGGUCAGAGCAGGUUUCGUCCAUGGUUGGAUCUCUGAGUUUGGUUAUGCUGUUGGGGGUCUUGACAACUUUAGAACUUUCAGUUUGUGAUUGUUUCAAGUUGCAGCGGUAAUAGCUUAUUUACAUGGAAAAUCGAGGUCGGAAACGAGCUGAGAUGGUGGAGCAAUUGCCCGCUGAUAAGCGUGCCUGCAGUCUUUCAGAGUACCAGCCCGGUUCUUCGAGCUCAUCGCCUCAGACCCCACCCGCUUCGAUAAAUCCAGUUUCAGAAGCUGCAGAUUGUGAUAUGGAGUCCUCGUCUUCUGCUUCUGUUUCAGGCCGAUCAGAAGGCGAAGUGGAGAAGGAUUCUGCAUAUGGGUCUUGUGAUUCUGAUGGAAUGGAGGAUACCGAUCAUAGGAGAAGUAUUUAUCGAGAGUUCCAACGUCGAAAUUCCAAAGAAAAUGAAGUGAAACUAAAGAAGAUUUUGCCGAACUUAGAUGCCGAAGCUGGACCUUGUGCCCAGCUUGCUGCUCUCACAGAGCUCUGUGACAUCUUAUCCUUAUGCAUGGAUGACUAUCCACUUGCCAAUUUGCCUUUGCCAUCGUUCAUUCCUAAUCUUGUUAGGUUGGCAAAACAUGAGAGCAGUCCAGAUAUAAUGCUUUUGGCCAUCAGGGCUCUGAGUUACCUCUAUGAUGUGUUUCCAAGAUCGUCUGGGUUUCUUGUUCGAUACAAUGCAGUUCCUGCUCUUUGUGAACGAUUAAUGGUUAUUGAAUACUUGGAUGUAGCAGAGCAGAGUUUACAAGCCUUGGAAAAGAUUUCUCGUGAUCAUCCAGUCACAUGCUUAAAAGCUGGGGCUAUUAUGGCAGUUUUAAGUUAUAUCGACUUCUUCUCGACGAGCAUUCAGAGAGUUGCAGUUUCCAUUGUUGCAAAUGUAUGCAAGAAGCUUCCGUCUGAUUGUUCUGCACUUGUAAUGGAAGCUGUUCCCAUUUUGUGCAAUCUUCUCCACUAUGAGGACCGAAAGCUUGUAGAAGCUGUUGCUCUAUGUUUGAUAAGAAUGGUGGAGUGUUUGAGUUGUUCGUCAGAGACAUUAGACGAACUUUGCAAGCAUAGGCUAAUUCAGCAAUCUACACAACUUAUAGCCUUAGACAGUCAAAUGACCCUCAACCAGUUGACUUACACGGGUUUGAUUGGGAUGCUUGGUAGACUUGCUUCUAGAUCUCUUGUAGCAGUUAGGACUCUUUUUGAGUUGAACAUAAGCAGAACAAUGAGGGGUAUCCUAUCCAGUUCUGACCUAUCGCAUGGCACGACUGAUUCUCAUCUCAGUGAAAUGCACUCCAAUCAGGUUCAUGAAGUCCUGAAGUUACUAAAUGAGCUUCUCCCUCCUUUGGCAAGAGACGGUGAAAACAUUGAGCUGGUAUCAGCUAAGGAAAAUAUUCUUGCAGAUCAACCUGAACUACUACGUCAGUUUGGGAUGGAUAUUCUUCCCAUUUUGAUUGAGGUGGUUAGUUCUGGUGCCAAUUUGUAUGUUUAUUAUGGCUGUCUCUCUGUUAUCAAUAAGUUAGUUUAUUUCAGCACUGCUGACAUACUUCUGGACUUGUUUAAGAAUACCAACAUUUCAAGUUUCCUAGCUGGCGUAUUUUCUCAAAAGGAUCACCAUUUGCUGAUUUCAGCUCUGAAGACUGCUGAAAUUGUCAUGCAAAAACUUCCUGAUGUCUUUUUGAACUCGUUUGUAAAAGAGGGUGUUGUUUAUGCAGUCAAUGCACUUGCGAUGCCACAGAAAUGCUCAGAAUCCCUGGUUCAGCACUUGGCCACUUCAAACUAUAAAAUAUCUGGGAAGGAUGUCCAGAGAUGCUUAUGUUAUGCCUUUGAUAUAAGCCGUCCUCCUUUAUCAUCAGAGGCGGGAAGUUGCAAACUUGAAAAAGAUACUGUUCACGUUUUAGCCAAACACAUAAAAGCUACCUAUUUUACUGGGGAAUCAUGGAAUUCUGAGAUAGGAUUGACUGAGGUUAUUAAUAAACUUAGAACUUUCUGUGCUGUAUUAACUGAUAAUGUGGACAUGGUGAGAAAUAAGGAUUACUGUGCCCAUGGUGAAGAGUACUUGUCUCAUAUAGUGGAUCAAAUAAUGGCAGAACUUUAUGGAGGGAAUCCAAUGUCUACUUUUGAGUUUAUUGAAAGUGGAAUUGUAAAAUCACUAGCACAUUACCUUUCUGGUGGGAAGUAUUUGAAAGGGGAGGUUGAUUGUUUCUUCUUAUCAAACCAUUGCCAUGUUGUACUGAGGAGGUUUGAGAUGUUUGCCAGGGCUUCUUUAUCAUCACUGGGUCAACGCUGGGAGGACAUGCCCCUGACACCGUUGCUACGGAAACUGCAGAGCGCGUUAUCGUCCUUGGGAAAUUUUCCUGUCAUUUUGAGCCAGGCUCCCAGGACAAGAGAGGCUUAUGCUAGUAUUCCAUCUGGGCACUAUACAAAGGAUCCAUGUCUACGAGUACGUUUUGUGAAGGAAGAAGGGGAGACAAACCUAUGUGAUUACUCUACAGAUGUUCUGACGGUUGAGGCUUUUUCUUCUUUUCGUGCUAUUGAAGGAUUUCUGUGGCCUAAGGUUAGCACUGCUAGUGUUGAACGUCACGAAGAAUCUACAGGAAAAGAUACAACACAAAUGAUCGAUGAUCUAGAUCGUGAUCUUUUGAAGGCCAAAGAUGCACAGUUCAUGAAAUUAUGUAGAUCUUCUGGUUUGUCAGACAAGCAGGGAUCUAUGGAGAAGGAUGCUAGCGCGAAAACAAAUGACUUGAUGAAUGCUCACUCUUUAAACAGCCCUUGUGAUGAUGCUCCAAAAUUGUUAUUUUUCUUGGAAGGGAAACAACUUGAACACUCAUUAACACUGUAUCAAGCAAUACUGCUUCAAAUGAAUGAAGAGCCUGACGUUAGUGUGGGCCCAAGAUUUUGGUAUGAAGUCUAUGAAGUGAAAUAUAGAAGAGCUUUAGAACAAAAGGGGAGUGAUUUUCAAGUAUCUGAGUUCUCUUCUGCUUGCAAUGGACUUGGGAUUUCUUGGAAGAAGCUUCCUUUUUUCUCUACCAUGUUGGCUGCUGAGCUUCCCUGUAACUUGGAGAAGUCAAAUCCUGCUUAUGAUAUAUUGUUUUUGCUGAAAGUAUUGGAAGGCUUAAACAGAUUCUCAUUUCAUCUAUUGUCUCAUGAAAGAAGCGAUGCUUUUGCUAAAGGGAGAAUUGAUAGCCUUGAUGAUUUGAAGGUGACAAUCCCUGUGGUCCCACAGAUUGAGUUUUUAAGCAGUAAGCUAACUGAAAAGCUAGAACAACAAAUGCGAGAUCCUUUGGCACGGGCUGUUGGUGGAAUGCCUUCAUGGUGUAGUCAGUUAAUGGCUGCAUGCCCGUUCCUGUUUGCUUUCGAGGCACGGAGGAAGUACUUCCGAUUGACGACAUUUACUUCGUCACGGGUUCAGCCACACCCACAUUGGACCAAUAAUAAUUCAAAUGCUACAACAGACAGGCGGUCGCAUGCUGGUAGUUUGGAGCGUGAAAAGUUUCAGGUUUUCCGGAGUCAUAUUCUGGAUUCGGCUAUGCAGAUGAUGCAUUUGCAUGCCCGUAGCAGUGCUAUCCUUGAAGUGGAGUACAAUGAAGAAGUUGGCACCGGUCUAGGUCCAACAAUGGAGUUCUAUACCUUGGUUAGUCAUGAGUUCCAGAAGGUUGGGUUGGAUAUGUGGAGAGAAGACCAUUCUUCUUCCACUGAUCAACUUCACUCAGUAAAACAGUCAGAGGUUGAGGGUUCCGAAUUUGUGGUAGCUCCAUUAGGAUUGUUUCCUCGUCCAUGGUCAUCUACAUCAGGUUCCUCAAAUGGGACACGGUAUGAUGAAGUGAUCCAGAAGUUUGUCCUACUUGGGCAGGUUAUAGCGAAGGCUCUUCAAGAUGGGAGGGUUCUUGAUCUACCCUUUUCCAAAGCCUUCUAUAAGAUUAUCCUUGGGCAGGACCUUGACAUAUACGAUAUCCAGUCAUUUGAUCCCGAGCUUGGAAGGACUUUGCUGGAGUUUCAAGCCCUUGCUGAGAGGAGGAGAAAUUUGGGCACUAUUUCUGGAGAGGACACGGCAUUUUUGUCUGAAUUUUGUUUCCGGAAUACCAGAAUUGAGGAUCUCUGUCUCGAUUUUACUCUCCCAGGCUAUUCAGAUUACAAGCUUGCCUCUGGACCUGACCACAUGAUGGUAAAUAUUAAUAACUUGGAAGAGUAUAUUUCAUUGACUGUGGAUGCGACUGUGAGGAAUGGGAUAUCUAGACAAGUAGAAGCUUUCAAAUCAGGAUUUAAUCAGGUAUUCCCACUGAAAACCAUCCAGAUUUUUACUGAAGAUGAGGUCGAGCGUUUGCUAUGUGGCGAACAUGAUACCUGGGCUUCUGGCGAUCUAUUGGAGCACAUUAAGUUCGAUCAUGGCUACACAGCUACCAGUCCUCCCAUUGUCAAUCUCCUUGAAAUAAUUCAAGAUUUUGGGUGCGAUCAACGACGAGCAUUCUUGCAGUUUGUGACCGGAGCUCCUCGCCUACCUCCUGGAGGCUUAGCAUCUCUGAACCCAAAACUGACAAUUGUCCGUAAGCAAUGGAGCAAGUGGGAGGAUGCAGACUUGCCAAGUGUCAUGACUUGUGCUAAUUAUUUGAAGCUCCCUCCUUACUCUUCCAAGGAGCGAAUGAGGGAGAGGCUGUUAUAUGCCAUAACAGAAGGGCAAGGGUCCUUCCAUCUCUCUUGAGCUUAAGCUUCCAAGACUCUCUCUCUCUCUCUCUCUCUCUCUCUCUCCCCCUUUUGACAGGUACAUAGAAUGUGAAUUUGUAAUUAUCAGAAGUGGUGUAGAUAGCCGAAGAAGUCAGUCCACUGCUGGGGGUUAUAUGUAUAUAGUAGGUGGGAAGUGAGAUGGACUGGAACAUGUACAGGUUCUAGAAAAGGGGUAAAAAAAGAAGAAAAAGAAGCCUUUUGAUUUCAUCCUGUGAAUAGGCUGUAUAGGGUACCUUUUUGGGUACAUAUGCACAUACCUCCAUUCAUCUUUAUAGACGGAGUUUUAUUUUCAACUUUCAACUGUGCAUAUUCUAUCUAUAUAUAUUAUCUAAGAAAUGAUGUUUACCUUU
This is a messenger RNA of Magnolia sinica, 5190 nucleotides long. RefSeq names its product E3 ubiquitin-protein ligase UPL4. Gene Ontology annotation, biological process: proteasome-mediated ubiquitin-dependent protein catabolic process; protein polyubiquitination. Gene Ontology annotation, molecular function: ubiquitin protein ligase activity. Bases 228 to 4817 code for a protein of 1529 amino acids. NCBI's taxonomy places the organism in Eukaryota, Viridiplantae, Streptophyta, Magnoliopsida, Magnoliales, Magnoliaceae. The record is from RefSeq and is a predicted model, not a curated record. The transcript is spliced from 20 exons.